AUUAGUCGAUCACCGAAAAACGCUAUUACUCGCCCGGGCUCAACGAUGCCGCUAGCUCCGCCACUGGCCGUCGCUGGCGCAGUGUACGACGACAUCGUGGGCGCGUACCGCGGGUUCAUGCCGUCGCGGACGCGCGCGUUCCUCGUCAUCCACCAUGGCCCGCUCGAGCCGCACGUCCGCUGCCCCUACUGCGGCGCCCGCGUCUGGAGCAUGACCGCCGCGGGGCUCGCCCGCCUCUCCUCCUCUUCCUCCAGCGACGGCGAGCGAAGCGCCGACUCCGACUCCAACCACAGCGACGACGAGUCAUUCGCCGCCGCUGACGUGAGCCUCCCACUUCCUCUGGCUAGCCGCGUGUCAGGCCGGCGCCUUCGAGGCAGGCCGGCCAUGUAACGCAUCAAGCAUUAGCGGUAGUUUUUUUUUUACCGGUGGAUUGGGAUAGUAUUAUUUGGAGUGAGGGCAAUUUAGUCAUUCUUGUAAAAUGUUUUGUU
Molecule: messenger RNA, 488 nt
Organism: Oryza sativa Japonica Group (Japanese rice)
Lineage: Eukaryota; Viridiplantae; Streptophyta; Magnoliopsida; Poales; Poaceae
Product: EID1-like F-box protein 3
Source: RefSeq, a predicted model, not a curated record